AUGAGUCAGCUGUUGAGUUUUCAAAGUUGAAGUGCAUGAGAAGAAGAGCAGAAACUAUUGGGUUGAAAACUAUUUAGUAUUUGUGUUCAUUUUGCUUUGUUCCGCCCAAUUGUGCAGUUGAUAGUGCGCUCUAUAUAUCGAUAUUUAGAAUACGAUGGGAGACAGUUCUGAUGAUGAAAAUCUGGGCACCGAUUGGUUGCCGUACAGUGAGCGCGAUGACUGGGCCGAUGUGACGCCGUUGCCGCAGGAUGAUGGCCCCAAUCCCGUCGUGUCCAUAACUUAUAGCCCCAAGUUUCGAGAAGUGUUCGAUUAUAUGCGCGCCAUUAUCGCCAAAGGGGAAAAGUCGCAACGUGCAUUGGAUCUGACCACGGAAGCACUACGUCUUAAUCCGGCCAAUUAUACGGUGUGGCAAUAUAGGCGUGAUAUAUUGCGGGAACUGGAUGCUAAUUUGCAGGAUGAACUGAACUAUCUGGACGAAGUGAUCGGACAGAAUGCGAAAAACUAUCAAGUGUGGCAUCACAGACGUGUUAUUGUCGAAAUGAUGAACUGCCCCCAAUGGGAGCUGGAGCUGACAGAAAAUGCGCUUAACAACGAUGGCAAUGCCAAAAACUAUCAUGCCUGGCAGCAUCGCCAAUGGGCCAUACGUACAUUCAACCUUUACGAUGAAGAGUUGGAGUUUGUGAAUCGUUUGAUUUGCGAGGAUCAACGCAACAAUUCAGCCUGGAAUCAGCGCUUCUUUGUGGUUAAGCAUUUGGGAUUCACCCCGGAAGCUAUUGAACGGGAGCUCACCUAUACAAUGAAUCGCAUACGUAUUAUUAAAAACAACGAAAGUGCCUGGAAUUACUUGGUCGGCGUGCUGCGACAAACCGAGAGUGGACAGCUAAACAGCCAUCCGGAAGUGGUGCAGUUCAGCGAGGGGCUCUACAAUGCCGGCAAUCGUUCGCCUUAUCUGUUGGCAUUCCUAAUAGACUUGUACCAGGAGCAGGCGCUUAAGGCUCCCGGUGCCAGUGAUAACAACCAAUUGGCACAAAAGGUCUAUACACUCUGCGAUGAUAUGUCCACCAAACACGAUGUCAUAAGGCGCAAAUACUGGAAAUAUGUGGCUGAACAUUUGAAGACUCAACUAAGCAAGUCUACGGAAGCGAAGGAGCCAUAAGCAGAAGCCAUCAGGUGGCAUCUUUGGUCACUUUGUUUAAAUUGUAACUAUGUACGUACCGCUGACCUUCUUUGUAAACAAAAUACAUACCAGAUUAGACCAUACAAUGUCAAAACGAGAAA
This is a messenger RNA of Drosophila innubila, 1278 nucleotides long. It is a transcript of the gene Fnta, whose product is annotated as protein farnesyltransferase/geranylgeranyltransferase type-1 subunit alpha. Gene Ontology annotation, molecular function: CAAX-protein geranylgeranyltransferase activity; protein farnesyltransferase activity. Gene Ontology annotation, cellular component: protein farnesyltransferase complex; CAAX-protein geranylgeranyltransferase complex; cytoplasm. The transcript has 3 exons. NCBI's taxonomy places the organism in Eukaryota, Metazoa, Arthropoda, Insecta, Diptera, Drosophilidae. Gene Ontology annotation, biological process: protein farnesylation; protein geranylgeranylation. Bases 155 to 1156 code for a protein of 333 amino acids. The record is from RefSeq and is a predicted model, not a curated record.